ACGAUUGUCUGUGACAAUCUUAUUUCUCUUUUUUACUGUGACGAACAACGAUGAUGAACUUCGAGGACGUCGAGGAGCGCGACGGCAUUCGACUCUCAUGGAACGUCUGGCCAUCAUCGAGGAUUGAAGCGACCAGGACCGUUGUGCCCAUCUCUGCCCUCUACACGCCACUCAAAGUCAGAGAAGAUCUUCCGCCGGUCGUAUAUGAGCCCGUCGCGUGCAAACCGCCUUGCCGAGCGAUCCUGAAUCCAUAUUGCCAGAUUGAUAUUCGUGGAAAACUCUGGAUCUGUCCUUUCUGCUUGUCGAGAAAUGCAUUCCCGCCGCAUUACAAGGAGAUCUCCAACACCAAUUUGCCCCCGGAAUUGUUGCCCAAGUACACGACGAUUGAAUAUGUUUUGGCGCGACCCGCUCAAGUCCCACCCAUCUUUCUGUUCGUUGUCGAUACCUGCUUGGAUGAGGACGAUUUGAAGGCUCUCCGUGAUGCCAUCGUGGUCAGCUUGAGCUUGAUUCCCCCCUAUGCCUUGGUGGGAUUGAUCACGUAUGGAACCAUGACCCAAGUUCAUGAAAUUGGCUAUGCCGAGUGCUCCAAGUCAUAUGUCUUCCGGGGCGGAAAGGAGUAUCAACCCAAGCAAAUCCAAGAUAUGCUCGGUCUCUCAUCCCAAAACCGUGCUGCACCACGCCCUGGACAACCGUUGUCUCAACAGGCCUUUGGCGCAGCCCGAUUCCUUCUCCCAGUCUCCCAGUGCGAAUUCCAGCUGACCGGGAUCUUGGAGUCGCUUACCCGCGAUCCCUGGCCCGUCGCCAACGACAAGCGACCAUUGAGGUGUACCGGCGUCGCCCUCAGCGUCGCCGUCGGUUUGCUUGAGACCGCCUUCCCCAACACUGGCGCGAGAAUUAUGCUCUUCUCCGGUGGUCCCGCCACCGAGGGACCGGGUAUGGUCGUCAGCAACGAACUGAAGGAGCCUAUUCGUAGUCACCACGAUAUCGACCGUGAUUCGGCCAAACAUUACAAGCGGGCCAUGAAGUUCUAUGAAGGACUUGCUCGUCGAGUCUCUAACAAUGGCCACGUUGUCGAUCUCUUCGCCGGUUGCUUGGAUCAGAUUGGCUUGCAAGAAAUGAAGUCACUGCCAAAUUCCACGAAUGGCGUCAUCGUCCUUUCCGACUCCUUCGCAACAUCCAUCUUCAAGCAAUCCUUCCUUCGCCUGUUCAAUAAAGAUGACCAGGGCAACCUGUCGAUGGGCUUCAAUGCAACGCUGGACGUUCAGACCACAAAAGAGCUCAAGGUCUCGGGAAUGAUUGGCCACGGAAUUUCCGCGGGGAAGAAAUCCGCGUGUGUUGGCGAGACUGAGAUUGGUAUCGGUCAAACCUCAGCAUGGAAGAUCAAUGCUAUCACACCGCGCACAGCGGCGGGUGUCUACUUUGAAGUUGUCACCCCUGCUGGCCAACCUCUCCAGCAAGGUUCCCGUGGACUUAUUCAAUUUGUGACCCACUACCAGCACUCCUCGGGCCAAAUGCGACUUCGUGUCACCACCAUCGCACGGAACUUCGCGGAAGCUGGAUCCCCUUCCAUUGCCGCCUCCUUCGAUCAAGAGGCCGCCGCUGUUUUAAUGGCCCGGAUAGCCGUCUUCAAGGCAGAAAUAGACGAUUCCCCCGACGUCUUGAGGUGGUUAGAUCGUAUGUUGAUCCGACUCUGCCAGAAGUUCGCAGACUACAGGAAGGAAGAUCCAACAUCAUUCCGUCUCACGGACAACUUCAGCAUCUAUCCUCAGUUCAUGUUCCACCUCAGAAGAAGCCAGUUCCUUCAAGUCUUCAACAACAGUCCUGACGAGACAGCGUUCUACCGCCAUGUCCUCAACGAAGAAGAUGUUAACAAUUCGCUGAUCAUGAUACAGCCCACCCUCAUGUCAUACACCUUCGACCAGCCCCCGCAACCCGUCUUGCUGGACAGUGUCUCCAUCAAGCAUGACGUCAUCCUCCUCCUCGACACAUUCUUCCACAUUCUCAUUUUCCAUGGAGAGCUCGUUGCUCAAUGGAGAAAGCAGGGCUACCAAGACCAGGAGGGCUACGAGAACUUUAAGGAACUCCUCGAGUUGCCUGUCGCUGAUGCCCAAGACCUCCUCGCCGAUCGCUUCCCUAUCCCACGAUACAUUGUUUGUGAUCAAGGCGGCUCUCAGGCCCGAUUCUUGCUCUCCAAACUCAAUCCCAGUACCACGCAUAUGAGUGCGACCAUGUAUGGUAGCACCCCUGGUGCUGGAGCUGGUCAGGCUAUCUUCACGGACGAUGUCAGCUUGCAAGUGUUCAUGGAGCACUUGAAGCGAUUGGCUGUUGGUGCUCAGACCAACUAAAUACCUUAGAAUCAAGCACGGACGAUGAUUCGAAUGGUAGCCUCUCUCCAUCCUCUUCCUCUCUGCAGGCUACUGUUGGGUUCUUGUUCGCUCGGUCCGUUCCGUGGAGGACUUCGUGGUUUCGUUCCACGGGGGUUCAAGUUCUGGUCUUCCUUUUACGUUCUUCUCGUGUUCUGUUCGUACUCUUUUUAUUUGGCGGUUCUGGCAAUCUACUUUAUAUCUGGAUAACUAUGAAAAACGCCCUUACUGAGUA
Messenger RNA from Coprinopsis cinerea okayama7#130, 2598 nucleotides. Its product is annotated as protein transporter SEC23. Bases 51 to 2345 code for a protein of 764 amino acids. Gene Ontology annotation, molecular function: GTPase activator activity; zinc ion binding. The transcript is spliced from 8 exons. NCBI's taxonomy places the organism in Eukaryota, Fungi, Basidiomycota, Agaricomycetes, Agaricales, Psathyrellaceae. Gene Ontology annotation, biological process: endoplasmic reticulum to Golgi vesicle-mediated transport; COPII-coated vesicle budding; intracellular protein transport. The record is from RefSeq and is a predicted model, not a curated record. Gene Ontology annotation, cellular component: endoplasmic reticulum exit site; COPII vesicle coat.